GAUGAUACGAAAGGCGAGGCGCAGCAAAGACAGGCAUGUUUGAGAAAUUUGCUCAUGAUUUGUUUUUUUCCGAAUUUGUAUUCUUUAGAUUCUUGCCGAACUGUAUACUAAACAUAUCACUGCAAGUAUUAGUUCAAGAUGUGAAGAUCUUGGAAAGAUCAGCAAAAGGAUUCUUGCCGAAUUGUAUACUAAACAUAUCACUGCAAGCAUUAGUUCAAGAUGCGAAGAUCUAGGAAAGAUCAGCAAGAGGUGCCGAGAAAUUGGUGCACUUUCUCAUAGUGAAAUCAAUCGGGUACUGACGGAACUACAUACCGCUAUGAAAACAUAUCAGCUUUGUUAUUCGGAGUUGGCUGCAGUGGAAAGAAAGCUAAGAAUAGCCGAGGAAGAAAAACGACGGUACGAAGAAGCAAAUCCCGGAAAAGCUGAGGGAACGCGCAAAUAUCGUAAUCUCUGCAAGUAUUUGAAAAAGAGAGAAGACAAAUACGAAGCAGUUCAUUCUAAAUGUACAAAAGGGCGAAACGAGUAUCUCAUGUGUAUUCGAGCUGCAAAUGCUGCAUUACAUAGGUAA
Molecule: messenger RNA, 568 nt
Organism: Cylicostephanus goldi
Lineage: Eukaryota; Metazoa; Nematoda; Chromadorea; Rhabditida; Strongylidae
Source: the annotation of a GenBank genome assembly